AGAGCAGGCAGUCACUAUUCAGGGGGCUGGAAACCAGAGCUGUGGAAUAAAAAGUGCAAGAGGAGCAGGACUGAGCAGCAGCAGAGCAGAAGCUUCUUUAUCUGCACAACUCCCUCAGCCUUUGUGCAGGAGAAGCCUGGAGCUCUGGGCACGAUCACCCCCAGCCCCCCUGGAUCCUUGGAUUGUACCCCCCUAACCCCCCUGGAUCACCCUCUAACAACUUUCCAAAAACUUUUCCAAACUUUUAUUUUUGUGCUAUAACUGGGAGGAAAAAAAAAACAUCCUAAACAGGAAAAGGGACUUUGUACUCUGGGGACUGUCAGCAGGAGAGAGGGCAAAGUCAGAGGAGUGACAGCAGAGAGAGAGGGCAAAGCUGGGCAGCCUGGAUCUCAAGAAGAUAGUCUCCAGUUGCUCCACCAGCAUGCAGAACUACAAGUAUGACAAGGCUAUGGUGCCAGAGAGCAGGAAUGGGGGCAGCACCACCCUGAACAACAAUAAUGGCACCGGCAACUGCAAGAAGAUCCUCCUCAUCUUCCUGGAUCUAUUCUGCCUUAUAGUCGCCUUCGCCCCGGCAGUGGUGACCAACUGCACAUCUGCCAUCUUGCCCUACCAGAGGGGCUUUUUCUGCAGCGAUGACAGCAUCAGACAUGAGUUUAAGAGGAGCACGAUAUCAAUCCCUCUGCUUCUCGCACUGGGGGUGCUGUUUGCGCUGGUUUCUAUCAUUGUGGGUGAAUUUUUCCGGAUAUAUUACUUGAAGGAGCGCUCCUAUUCCUUCAUCCAGAACCCCUACGUCUCUGCAUUGUACAAGCAGGUCGGUUGCUUCAUUUUUGGCUGCGCAAUAAGUCAGUCUUUCACGGACAUCGCCAAGGUGUCGAUCGGACGUCUGCGCCCACAUUUUCUGGAAGUUUGCGAUCCAGAUUUCACGCAAAUCAACUGUUCUCUUGGAUACAUCCAGGAUUAUAAGUGCAGAGGUCUGGAGAGUAAAGUCAUUGAAGCCAGAAAGUCAUUUUUCUCCGGCCACGCCUCGUUCUCCAUGUAUACCAUGCUGUACUUGGUGUUUUACCUUCAGUCCAGAUUUACAUGGCGAGGGGCCCGCCUCCUGCGCCCGCUGCUGCAGUUCACCCUCCUUAUGAUGGCCUUCUACACAGGGUUAUCCAGAGUCUCCGACCACAAGCAUCAUCCCUCCGACGUGCUGGCUGGAUUCGUGCAAGGAGCGUUGGUGGCUUAUUGCAUAGUUUUCUUCGUAUCAGACCUCUUCAAGACACCGAAGAAAACAUCUAUCACCCCCCCUCCUGUGAAGAAAGACUCUCUGUCACCUGUGGACAUAAUUGACCGAAAUAUUGUAUAAAUGAAAAAAAAAAAGAAAAAACUACCGCCAACCGAUUGCAGAAGAACUUCUGACAGUGAAUUCAUUGACCUGCUGCUUUCCAAUCUCAUCAGACAGUAGAAUGUAGAGAAAGACUCUUUGACCCAACCAAACGGAGACUCGGAAAAAACAAAAAAACUAAACAAAACAAAAAACAAAAAGAAAUGUCUGCUAUGAGGCCUUAUGAUCGCAACGUGGGGGACGAAGUUCAGACGGAUGGACAGCCGAGUGAUGACAAAAGAUGGAAUUCCAGAUGUACAAUUGGUCUUUUAUCUGUUCAUGUUUUAAUGAACAACCUAUUGUUCAUAGAUUUAUGAACUUUAAACUUUUUGUUAACAUAAGGGAGUCAUCUUUAUAGAAAUUUUUUAGCUCGUAGUAGAGUUGAUUUUUUUUUUUUUUUAACAAUAGCACUAUAUAGAUCUAUUGACGAAAUAGCACUCACACGUAGUAAGAAGAACCAAAUGGGACUCAUGGUUGGGGGUUGGUGGCUUCAUUGUUGACCACACUUAGUAAGGAGAACCACUCAAGACUUAUGGCUGGGGGUUGGUGGAUCAAUUGUUGACUACAUGUAAUAAGGAGAAGCAUUCAGGACUCAUGGUUGGGGUUGGCGUCUCCAUUGUUGACCACAUGUAGUAAGGAGAACCAUUCGGGACUCAUAGUUGGGGUUGUUGACCACAUGUAGGAAGAAGGUCAUUCGGGAGACAUGGUUGGGGGCUGGUGGCUCCAUUGUUAACCACAUGUAGAAAGAAGACCAUUCGGGAGACAUGGUUGGGGGUUGGUGGCUCCAUGGUUUAUCACAUGUAGGAAGAAGACCAUUCGGGAGACAUAGUUGUGGGUUGGUGGCUCCAUUGUUGACCACAUGUAGGAAGAAGACCAUUCGGGAGACAUGGUUAGAGUUGGUGGCUCCACUGUUGACCACAUGUAGGAAGGAGACCAUUCGUAAGACAUGGUUGGGGGUUGGUGGCUCCAUUGAUGACCAUAUAAGAUGGACCUUCUUACACAAACAUAAAAUAUAUAUUUAAGAAAUUACCACUGACCCAACCAAACUCGAGUCUGGCAUUCCCACUAAGGACAUCAGGAUUGACCCCCUUUCUGUAUCCUGUAAUAACCGGCAAGAACAGAAUGUACCCAACACAAGCCCAACGCAUUUCUUGGCCCAGAAGACUCUUAGAAAGUGAAAAACCAUUAGUGGCCUUUCUUGCUUGAGACUCUUUAAGCACUAUAGACUUUGGGUUUGAUACCCAAGGUACACGAAAAACAGCAGUUUUUAAUGGGUACCGCUGGACGGUAUACUAACCUCAAUCAAUUGUAGUCUGUCCAAUCUCGUCGACGUUCAUUGAGUCAUAACAUUUCACACAACAAUCAUCAACGCUACAACAUGAAGUGUUUACCGAACCAUCGAAAAGUGAGGAUUUUAAGGCAAAUCUAUAUAUAUAUAUA
Hyla sarda is the source of this 2806-nucleotide messenger RNA. RefSeq names its product phospholipid phosphatase 3 (gene PLPP3). Gene Ontology annotation, molecular function: phosphatidate phosphatase activity. The transcript has 6 exons. The record is from RefSeq and is a predicted model, not a curated record. Gene Ontology annotation, biological process: phospholipid metabolic process; phospholipid dephosphorylation; canonical Wnt signaling pathway. The coding region runs from base 422 to 1348 and encodes 308 amino acids. NCBI's taxonomy places the organism in Eukaryota, Metazoa, Chordata, Amphibia, Anura, Hylidae.